AUGAAUCCGGCUUUUACAAAUAUUGCAAUCAUGCUUGUUGGUAUGCAAGUUGCCAAAAAAUUAGAUUUUGAAAAUCCAGAUGUUUUAUUUUAUACAAGAGCAUUUUACAUUGCAUGUCAAGUUUUAACAUUUUUAAUUUAUUUUAUUGUUAGAUUUAAAAUUAAUUCUAAAAAUGAUUUGACAACUAUUAAAUAUGUUGAACCACCAAAUCCUAUGUCUGGACAAACUGAACCAAGAGCUGUUGUAACUACUGUUAAAGAAUAUGAUUUACAACAAGUUAAUUCUCAAAUUAAAGGUAUCUUUACAGGAUUAGCUAUGAUGGGUUUUAUGCAUAUUUAUAUGCAAUAUACUAAUCCAUUAGUUAUGCAAAGUGUUUCUGGUAUAAAAUCUGCUUUAGAAUCAAAUAUUGUUAAAAUUCAUUUAUAUGGAACUCCAGCUACUGGUGAUUUAAAAAGACCUUUUAAAUCUGCUCCUGGAUUCUUAGAAGCUUUAACUGGUGGUGCUGGUGUACAAACUGAUAAAGCUUCAGUUGAAAAUGCCGAGGUUAGUGGGGCAGGUGGUAUUAAACAAGAUUAA
Messenger RNA from Lodderomyces pseudojiufengensis, 576 nucleotides. It is a transcript of the gene PHO88, whose product is annotated as Pho88p. Lineage: Eukaryota; Fungi; Ascomycota; Pichiomycetes; Serinales; Debaryomycetaceae. The record is from RefSeq and is a predicted model, not a curated record. Gene Ontology annotation, cellular component: mitochondrion; endoplasmic reticulum. The coding region runs from base 1 to 576 and encodes 191 amino acids. Gene Ontology annotation, biological process: protein targeting to ER. The transcript has a single exon.